Molecule: messenger RNA, 1242 nt
Organism: Aspergillus calidoustus
Lineage: Eukaryota; Fungi; Ascomycota; Eurotiomycetes; Eurotiales; Aspergillaceae
Source: the annotation of a GenBank genome assembly
AUGGUCAAGAAGGGAAAAGCCGCUCCUCAGAAGAGGAAGAGCCCUCCCCAAAAGGCCGAAGCUCCAGCUCGGAAGAAAGCUCGUACCCAGAAGGAAGAAGCUACCGCCGAGGAACGUGGUUCCAAGGAGGAAGAAGAAACCCCCUUCAAAGCUGCGGCAGUUCCUCAUCAAAAGGAAGAAGCUCCCAUCAGGGAUGAAGGUCGUCGUUCCCAGAAGGAAGAGACUCCUAACGCGGCGCCACAGAUGACAAGGAGGUCUUCUUCCCAGAUGAACGAAGUCGCUCCCGCUCCCCAGCAGAAAGCCCGCAUCCAGGAGGCUCCCCUCGAGGAACGUGGUUGUCAGAAUGACGAUAUUCUCAAGGCCGCGGAAGCUCUUGAAGCUCUUCGCCAGAUGAGAGCAGCCUUUCCAAGGGUCGAAGCCUCUCACCAGGUGAGAAAUGUUCAGGCGCAAGAGGCUCUCCACGACAAGACUACUCAGAUAGAACCUCGUGUCCAAACUAGCGGAGCACCCGGCGGCGAGAGAGGUAGCCUUCAAGUAGCAACCUUUAGAAUCGCGAAAGCUCCUCCCAAGGCCGAUGCCCCUCCCCAGAAUGGACCUCGUACCCAGAAGGAAGCUCCCCGCGAGAAAGCUGGUCCUCGGGCAGAAACCUCCAAAGCGCCCGAGGCCCCGGGAUCGUCUCACCAGGAGAAAGGAGCUCCCCCCGACAAAGUCGCUCUUAAGCAGGGAGAACCCGCCAAACUCCAAGCACCUUUGCGCGAAGAACGCUGCUGGGACUGGAUACUAGUCUUCGGGAAUGUCCACUACGCCGUGGACCGUUGCUCCUUUGUUGAAUACCGUCCCCUUAGACGACACUGCACGAGCGCCGUGUGUGGACACCUUGUACUUGUCGCCGGCGUCGGAACAGUGGUGUUAAAACUCCCUUCAACUCCCAAGGAAGGAGCCCUCGUUCGCACUGUGACGCUGACCAACGUCCUUCACAUUCCCAGCGCCCUCAGCAAUGGAUUCUCGCUCAGCGCGUGGUCCCAAGCCGGUGGAUCUUUUGUCGGCAGAAAAGGAGUGUCCUGUGGGCGGGAUAAGCAGAACCUCCCUUGUUGGUUCACCCAGAGGAUUUGUGGCUUGGAGAAGCUAGUCUUGGAUGGAAAUCCGCAGGGAACGUCUCUUCUUGCUUCACAUGGUCCGAGGCUUCUCGAUUUAUUCUUCACCGAGGAGCUUCUAAGGAAGAUCAACAGCGAGGCUCCUUAG